Molecule: messenger RNA, 984 nt
Organism: Symbiodinium pilosum
Lineage: Eukaryota; Dinophyceae; Suessiales; Symbiodiniaceae
Source: the annotation of a GenBank genome assembly
AUGAUGAAGGGAACCGAGACACAAAGCCUGAUGUCAGCUGCUGACCCAGGGCGUGUGCAGCCAGCGGACUUCCUGAAAGACUUGGACUGGGCCAAGUUUGAAGCAGCUGCUGUGCCAUUGGCAAGGAAGUACAACCCACCGCAGCUGAUCACCAGCUGCACGGGCUUUGGCGCUCGUGUCUCCAUGUGCUGGAACUCCUUGUUUACCCAUCGCGCACCUAUCUGUGCUCAGCCUGUGAUUCCAUGCUGUUGUGCAAAGUUUAUGCAGAACAGCGUCUCAGAGCUGGCACAGGUGAAGCUUUCCGAACCAGACGACUGGUUUAAGAAGAUGCUCAGCGUUGAGCACCCGAAUACCCCAGAAAUCCUGAAAGGACUCUUUUGGAUGGAGGACAACUAUGCCCCGGAAGUGUUGUUGACAUUUCAGGAUAUGGACUGGGUAACGGGAGAGCAAGGAUAUUUUCAGCCUAAAUACAGUUGGACGAACGAUCCAAGCUGCAUUGGAACAGUUUGCUUGUGCAGUAAUUACCAAAGCACGUGGAGGUCUGCUUGGCCAUUCAAGUUCUCACCAAACGGCAAGUGGAUCAACAUCAAUCCGCAAUGGAUCUACAUACCCGACGAGGGCGAGAAGAUCACGCGGCCAGAUGGCUCUGUUGUCGAGAUGGCGCAAGGGGACAUGAUUCGGGUGAGCUUUGUCGUGGCCAAUGAUCCAACAUCAGGAAUGAACUAUCAGUACAUCAUACGCCGCGUGGCUUACAUGAAGGAUGGGAAGCUCAUCAAGACAAAGGCCUAUGAUGAACUGCGUCGGAGGGCAACAAUGGAACCUACAAUUGGUGGCUGUUGCGGCUACUACAAUUGUUCGGCUGUGGGGGCAAACUACAUUUUCGACGCCUACGAACCAUUGUCAGAUGAUCAGGUGCUCCUGUUCCCUCCGCCGCUGGAAGUCAUGUGGCCGGGAUCUGUGAUCCCCGAUACCAAAACCAGCUGA